Molecule: messenger RNA, 1107 nt
Organism: Exserohilum turcica Et28A
Lineage: Eukaryota; Fungi; Ascomycota; Dothideomycetes; Pleosporales; Pleosporaceae
Exons: 4
Coding region: 1-1107 (368 amino acids)
Source: RefSeq, a predicted model, not a curated record
AUGUAUUACUCGACUCCUCUUGCGCUUGCCGCUCUAUUUACCACUGCACAUUCGCACGCAGUCCUCUUGCAAGCUGUCGGAGACUCUGGUUCCAGCCAAGGCUUCUUGGUUGACCCUGCCAUUGCCCGUAAUUGCACUACCAUCUCUCCUUGCCAGCAGGAUGCUACUAUCAUUCGUAAUGAGGAGAUUUCCCAAAACAUUGUCAAUGCAUGUGGCAGGACCGAGAUUAAUGGCAACAUUGACAUUGGCGAGCAAACCGAGAACGAGCUAGCAGCUGGCCGCAUGACCAAGGUCUCUGCCGGCUCCACAAUAGCAGUCACUAUCCACCAAGUCAAUGCCGAUGGCGCUGGGCCGUUCGAGUGCGACAUGGACGAGACUAGCAACGCCGUCACCACUUUCACGCCACUGAAGGUUUCCAACAACGUCCCCGGCUCUUUCGGUCUCUCCCAGGCCAAGGAGCAGGAUUUCACCAUCAACGUCCAGAUGCCCCAAAAGUUCAACUGCCUCGGAGCGUCCACCGGAAACAUUUGCACUAUCCGCUGCCGCAACAAUGCCAUUGCUGGUCCCUUUGGUGGAUGCUUCGCCGUCCAACAGACCGACGGCACUGGCCGUACCAACAAGAGUGCCGCUGCUGUCGACACCACUCAGACACUGGAGGGUAUCUCUGCACAAAUUCUCCAAAACAAAAAAGACCUCCCUGCCGCCAUUGCGGCGAACCAGGCUGCUGGUGCUGCAGGCGGCAAUGAGGGUGCCAGUGCCAUUUCCGCUCUCGCUCCUGCUGCGACUCCAGCACCCAAUGCUGGCAAUGGCAAUAAUGGAAACAAGGGAAACCAGAACGGUAACAAGGGAAACAACGGGAACGCCAACCAGAACAAUGGCAACAAAGGCAAUGGGAACAACGCCAAUGGCAACCAGAACGCCAACCAGGGCCAGGGUCAGGGCCAGAAGCAGCAAGGCCAGCAGGGCCAGCAAGCCCAAGGACAACAGGGUCAAGGCCAAGGACGCAACCAAGGCCAGGCACAGCAAGCCGGACAAGGCCGCGGCCAGAACCAAGGCAACCGUGCUGGCGCCCGACUCCGCCGCUUCAGCCUCAACUUCCUGAACUAA